GGGUAUUGUAGACAACGCUCUUUAAAUCUCCCUCUUGUCUUGUUCAACACAUGUUGCAGUUUGAAGACCGAAGAUUGGAAAAGAGCAAACAUGUCUAUCGGUGUUCCCAUCAAAGUUCUUCAUGAAGCAGAGGGGCACAUAGUUACCUGUGAGACCAUUACUGGCGAGGUGUACAGAGGUAAACUCAUUGAAGCUGAGGACAACAUGAAUUGCCAGAUGUCAAACAUUACAGUUACACACAGAGAUGGACGUGUUGCCCAACUGGAGCUGGUCUACAUUAGAGGCAGCAAAAUCCGCUUCCUGAUCCUACCGGACAUGCUAAAGAAUGCCCCCAUGUUAAAGAGCAUGAAGAACAAGAACCAGGCCGCUGGUGCUGGGAGAGGGAAGGCGGCCAUUCUUAAAGCCCAGGUGGCUGCAAGAGGGCGAGGUCGUGGAGGAAUGGGAAGAGGAAACAUUUUCCAAAAAAGGCGAUAAUAGGCCUAUCUGACAGUUUGAAGUUUUUUUUAUUUUUAUAAAUACUUCUAGCUAUCUGUCUAACAUUGAGCCAUGCUCCUGUUUAUUUUGAAGUUAAAUACAUGUUUUUUUGAUUGCUUGUAAGCCUUCUCUAAUUGAUAUUUCUGACUUGUCUGUUCAACAUUAAGUUUGUAGACGUCAGUUGCAUGCAAAGCUAUUUCCAGUCUGAAGUUGUUACACUUUGUUAAUCACAUGGUGGAGCCAGAGGGCCAAACAUUUUUUCAUGCACUGUGCACUUUACCAAAACGCAUGAAGAUGUUGAAAAUGUGUUAGUUAAUUCAAAUGUGGGAUUGUCAAAAUAAAUGUACG
This is a messenger RNA of Hypomesus transpacificus, 822 nucleotides long. RefSeq names its product small nuclear ribonucleoprotein D3 polypeptide, like (gene snrpd3l). Gene Ontology annotation, biological process: RNA processing; spliceosomal snRNP assembly. Bases 91 to 474 code for a protein of 127 amino acids. Gene Ontology annotation, molecular function: RNA binding. The transcript is spliced from 4 exons. Gene Ontology annotation, cellular component: SMN-Sm protein complex; catalytic step 2 spliceosome; precatalytic spliceosome. Lineage: Eukaryota; Metazoa; Chordata; Actinopteri; Osmeriformes; Osmeridae. The record is from RefSeq and is a predicted model, not a curated record.